AUGCCCCAACCCUCGCCAGCGUUUCCCUAUGGUCAGCCGCCUCCACAACAGUAUCCUCCAGCCCCGUACCAGCAGCCAACGUCUCCGACGGUUGGCCAGCAGCGCCAGUAUCCUGGCCAGGGUCAUGUUCCUCACCAACAGCAGCCUUCUCAGGCGUUCGCCGUCAAGUGCGGACCGAUGAUCCGUUACCAGAGCCUGGAUUUGCAUAACGGACACUGGAUUGGAUCUGUGUUGGUGGUGUCGAAGCCCGAGGCCUAUGGACAGCCGGCGCCGGUGUUGACCUGGUCCGAUGGACGGGCGGGACCGCAGAUGGUGGCGGCUCAGCCGAUUGAUACGUUCAACCAGUCGGUCUUCUGGAGGUUUGCGUUGGUGAUUCCGCAGGAUAUGCAGGCGACCAAGAAGAUCACGUACUCCAUCAAUGGGGGACCAAGUUAUUGGUUCUUUGUCGCGGGCAGGGCAGAGUCCUUUAGGUGGAUGUUUUAUAGUUGCAACGGCUUCUCGUCUGCCACGGAUUCUGGCGCCAACCCACUAUGGAACGACGCAAUGGCAAAGCACACGGAGCACCCUUACCAUGUAAUGAUCGGAGGAGGCGAUCAGCUUUACUGCGACAGUCUGUUGGAGGAGAAUGAAAUGAAAGAAUGGUUGAAGGGCUCGUUUCUGGAGCGGGAAAAAGCGCCUUGCACACCCAAAUGGACCAGUGCAAUCGAGAACUAUUAUUUCAACCGUUACUGCACCUGGUUCUCCCAGGGUACCUACGGACAGGCGCUGGCGGCGAUCCCGACGAUUAACAUGUGGGAUGACCACGACACGAUUGACGGAUAUGGUUCGUAUCCGGAUCCGAUACAGAAGAGUCCAGUGUUGACAACGAUCGGUGCAGUAUCACAUCGGUUCUACCUGCUCUUCCAACAGCACACGACUCCGGCUUUGGUUCCCCAGCAUGGAUUCUUCUCUGCGGGCGUGGGCGAGAACAUUUUGACAUCGUUGGGACCAUCGACGACUAUCUUGGCUCUGGACGCACGCUCGGAGAGGACGAAACAUGUGGUCUGCUCAGAUCAGACGUAUGAUCUGGCGUUCUCGAAGAUGUAUCAAGAGAUCCCGCAGGGGACGAGACAUCUGUUGGUCCAGCUCGGUGUACCGAUUGCGUACCCACGCUUGGUGUUUGCCGAGAACUUGAUGGGCAGUGUUGGAUCCAUUCUUGGAAACAUCGCGAGCGCGAAGGGUGUGGUUAAUAAGCUGAAUGGCGAGCCCGAGCUCUUGGACGACUUGAACGAUCACUGGACCGCCAAGGCACACAAGGCAGAGCGCAACAAGUUCAUCACCCGCCUUCAGGGUUUCGCGAACGACCGUAAGAUCCGGGUCACCUUCAUCUCGGGCGACGUGCACUGUGCGGGCGUGGGUCGGUUCACGGCCAAGAUUGCACCCGCAGAGAAGGACCCGCAACUGAUGUACCAGGUGAUUUCAUCCGCGAUCGUGAACGAACCCCCACCCGAGGGUGUGAUCAAGUUGCUGCAUUUCCAGGACAAGGUCCAUAUUCUCGAGGGACGGGUCAAGACCUACGAGGACAUGUACCCGAUGUUCACGCAGGAUGUGGAUGGGAAGCCGUUGCAGAUGGACAAGUUGAUGCGGAGGCGGAAUUAUUCGCAAGGGCAAUAUAAUCAUCAUACGGGAGCAAUGGAGGUUUUGAUCUUUGUGGAGAAUAUUCGUGGUGGGCCUGAACAUACGCCUGGAGCGGAUAAGGGAACGAAGCCCUAUACAAUUCAUGUCCCGCGGUUGGAGGCAUAA
Gamsiella multidivaricata is the source of this 1782-nucleotide messenger RNA. RefSeq lists its product as uncharacterized. NCBI's taxonomy places the organism in Eukaryota, Fungi, Mortierellomycota, Mortierellomycetes, Mortierellales, Mortierellaceae. The coding region runs from base 1 to 1782 and encodes 593 amino acids. The record is from RefSeq and is a predicted model, not a curated record. The transcript has 4 exons. Gene Ontology annotation, cellular component: membrane.